ACAAAUCAGCUUUUAUUGUUCGUAUCAUUAUCUUUUGUCCAAAAAGAGAAAAAGAGAGUUUAUUAUGAUGGCUCAAAUCUAGCUUUAAUCACGUCUCCUAAAAGAUCCUAAAAUAUUCCUAUGCUUCACGCUCCCCUUUUUCCCCACCACCCCAAAAUUCUAAGCCAAACGGCAGCAGCAAAACCCUGUGUCCAGGAGCCUCUCAUUCCAUCAAGCAUGUUACAUUUCUCACUGGAACAUUCUAAAGCUUGGAAUCUCCAAGCUGCAGGUGGGUGGGAUUUUAUUCUUACCAUAGAGUAGGUGUGAUUUUUAUAGGCUCCUAGAUCAGAGGCAGAAUUGGGCACUUGGGGGGAAGUGAAAUACCUGUACUGGGGGAGUCCAGGAGCAAGCCACCAGUCCCUUCUACCAUGGUCAUUGAGUAGACAAGGUGACCAGCUUCACCGGUGCCGGUCCCUGCUGACCUCUCCCAUCAAAGGAGCCACUAACCUAGGCAGGAUGGGAAAUCUUGCACAUGUUCAGGAAUAUCCUAGUCUAGAGUGAUCUGUGUGGUGUGGGAGGUGUAGGAUGAGCCAGUCUGUUCAGAGUAACCAUCGCUGUUCCCAAGGGGCAGUCCACUAGAAGGAAUGUCUCUAAGCGCUGGUGUUGUCCACGCACAUGAUGCCCCUGUUCUGAGGUGUCAACUCCAAGAUGCUCCAAGAACACCUGAACCCUGCCUCGUCUGUGUACUGGGGGGGGGGGGGGGCAGGUAUCAGUACCCAGGGCCAUGUGCUGACUGUGCUCUAAGGGGCACAAGGUGCCCAGAAGGUCUCUGUGUUCCUGACUCCAACUGGGGAUUUGGCCGUAAAGGGAUGCAGACGAGCUGUGGGUGUCUGGCUGAACCUGCAAUACAAGAGAACUUUGGCAAAUAAUGUGUUUCCCCACAGGAAAACCAAGACUCUACGGUGCUUGUGACAGCUAUGGCUAAGGGGAACUCCAUGCCAGUCAGCCAGCUGCGUAGUGUGGUCUCAACAGGAGCACAGAAAAGAAGUCACCUUCCUUCUCCUAGGGUGGGCCUGACAUCAGACUCCGGGAUGUGCUGAUGUUGCGCCAAAGCCCUUCCAUGUUUGAAGUGGAUGAGACACUGAGACUGGGGGAUAAAACAGUUUACCUAUGUCGAGCCUUGAGAUUCGGAGUCCCGCAGCCUGUCUCCUUUCCCUCCACCCUGCUCAGAAGCUAUGGUCCACUACCUCAGCCAUUCUGUUGGAGCUGAACUGGCAGAUGAAGGUGGAACCCUGGCACCCUGGACCUCCUGGUCUCUUUGGGAAUGAAGGUCAUUGCUGUAUUCAUCGUCUUUAUCUUCUGCUGUGCUGCUGGGCUCAUGACUGCUGUUACCACAGUCUGAAGGAGGAUGGCUGCCAGCCAAUCUUGAAUGGCUACCAGUUCAGCAUUGUCAACGGGACUGUGGCCUGUGGAUGCUCCCUGGGUGGCAGCUGCCUCUGUGGGCAGAAGGCCUGCGAGUGUGACAAGCAGUCUGUGUACUGCUUCAGGGAGAACCUGGGCACCUAUGAGAAGGCCUUCAAGCAGAUCUUCCUCAGCAGGCCCCAGUGUGGCAGACACAAACUCCGGUGCUAGGGAGGCCGCCAUCCCUCUGUCACGUGGUGACCCCCCUGGAAAGCUGUCUCCGACCAUGUCUGAACCCCCAGGCUCCUCAGCUCACUCAGCACCAGGGACUGGAAGUCUGCCAUCUGUAAACCCUCUGGCAGGACGCAGGCUGGUCUGGUGACUCAUAAAACCGGGUGCCAUUACAAAGAUGCUGUUCAUUACUGCCACAAGGAUGUCACGGCAAAGAUGACAUGAAGAAAAGGAGAGAAGAUGGGGGACAGUGGAUCCAAGGCACCCUAAAUCUCCGCCCCCACUUAGAAGCCUCUGGUCCUGUAAGUCUUAAAUCUAGUAAACAGGGAAGGUCUAAUUGAGGUGGAGUCAGUUUUGUGAUGCCAGAUUGGAAUAGUGGAUCUCAGACACAGCUGUGACCAGGCUCGCCUCCCUGCUUGGUGGCACUUGCUUUUUGGGCCCUAGCAUUCAGCACAUCUGCCAAGGGCAAAGUCUCCCUUUCAUCCCUUAAAUCUGGGACUCUGCUUGGUAACGUAGACAAAGCAAAGGUCUUAAGUGCAGACUUUGGUCUCUGGGGUCCAGGGCGGGUCUACUGUGAAGACACCUGCAUCCACCAGGAGGAAGGCCGGGCUCAGCCUCCUCGACGAUGAGAACUUGCUGGGUCAGCAUCAGCAACAGCAAAUCUGGUCUCAGCAGAGACUUCACAAGCAUUGAGGAGCACAGCCGAACCCAGGCUGAACUCAUACACAUAGGACCAUGAAUCUCAUACAGGAAGCUACAUUGUCAUGAUGCUUCAGCGUGGCUGGUUCCACAGCACUGCCUAGCUGACGAUGCUGGUCUUUAUUCACCAAUACUGCCAGGUUCUCAGCACUUGGGCCAGACUUGGAGGCCAUGGGAAUGUAGUUGUCCCCAUUGGUAUUGGGGAGAUGACGGGAUUUGGGUGAUAACACACAGGGCUGCCUUUGCUUAGUAGGUCACCCAACAUGUGUGCAUUGAACCCAUACUGUGUGCCAUGUGCAGGUGAUGAGCAGCAAGGAUUUAAAGAAGCACACACAGACUCAAGUCUAAGAAUUUUGAAUUCCAAGGAGAAUGUUGAGAGUUGUAGCAGCUUCUACCAAUGCCAGAGGUUAAAACCUGGACUGAGAACGCAGAGCACAUGAAGAUAGAAGACUCCGUGGAGAGCCAGGGCCCCUGAGGACUUCCUGGUUCAACCUGCAGUCACCUUUCUUCCCCCAGCCGGCCAUGUACAGGAAGCAGACGUGUGUGGGACAGGAGGGCAGGAAUCUUCGGCCUAGGAGUGUUGGGGAUGGGCUCAGGCAUGAUACUAGUGUGGCUAGGCUAAGCCAGUAGCACGCCACCUUCUGGGAGGUCCUGUCAUAUCAGAAACUGGUUCUAACCUGGGAAGAUGUCUGAAUGAAGGCUGAGGUGGAAGAAGGGCCAGGAUGAUGUUCAGCAUGCCCCCAUGACUAGGUUGCUAUGUGAGAUCCAGGUCUCCUUUGCCUCUGGGGCCAGCUUCUGUACGGAAGUGGAUGGGAUAAGUUAUGGAUGGUGCAUGAGUCCCAGUCAGUGCCCAGAAUCAAAGCAGACAGUGUUGGAGUUGUAAAAGGAUGCUGUUGGUGCUUGCAGGAAAUACCGUUCUCUUGGAGGGCAGUCAUUCAUCUGCACUGGGGACUGACUUUACCCCAGGCCUGUGAUGAGGGUUGAGAAGUAGAAAUUCUACUCCAAGGAGCUGUCAGACUGGGGAGGAAGGACACAAGGACCAGAUAGUUUGAGAGGUGCUGAGAUCGGUGUCUGCUUGGGGAGCAAUGACCACUGGGAAGAAGGCUUCUUCAAGGAACCAGGCUUGGGGUGGGCUGACAUCUUGUCCGAGACCCUAAAGAAGAGAGUUGGGAUGGCCAAGUGUGGUGUGUGGACCCCACCCUCUAACCAAGUGUGGUGUGUGGACCCCACCCUCUAACCAAGUGUGGUGUGUGGACUCCCCCCCACCAUCAGACAGACUGAGGAUAAUGUAGGCAUCAGAUUCUUCUCAAAUCCCACAUCCCACCUUCAAGCUGCUGGCAUGGCCUUGCCAGCACACCUCGAUUCUGUAUUUAUAAAAUAAUUUGGUGAAAUGAUUACAUGCAAAUAAAAUACAAGAGGAAGAAUCUAGACUCAGCUUCCUGCUUUGUGCAGAAGUGACCGUGCCUGCUCCUUGGGGUCAUCUUUGCAUCUUCUCACAUAGCAAGUUCUCAACAGGCCACACAGGCCACCCUCCCCUCACCCUUCCAGCGGUUCCCCUUCAGCCCCUGUCUGUAACAUGCUCCCUAUCUCCACUGCUAGUCCCCCUCUGUCGCCCGAUGCACCUGCCAACCCUUUUUAUAGUAUUUGCCCCCCUCUGUUUGAGAGCAACGAUCUGGUUUCCCCCGCUGUCACUGAAGUGCAUGUGAAAUUGGGUGGAUGGAAGAGAGCGUGUGGAGAAACUGGAGAGAGGGUGUGGCGGCUCAGAGCACUUGCUGCAUGUUUUUCGUGCAUGGUCUUAUUGAUCAUCGGAGAGAUCCUAGGGAUCAUUUAUUCACCCCCAUGACUGGUGAAAAUGAAGGAUUGUGUCUACAGAGCACUGGGAGGCAAGCCUUGUCUUCUGAUUUGAAGCCUAUACAUACUAUGGUUGGGAAGAGGGAGCCUCACUGAGAAAUUACCUCCUGUGAUGUUUACUUCUUUAUCAACUAUCUGGAUUUGGAACUACCUAGGAGACACACCUCUGGGUGCUCCUAUGAGGUUGUUUCUGGGGGUUGUUUAACUGAGGAGAUUAAGAC
Messenger RNA from Peromyscus californicus insignis, 4382 nucleotides. It is a transcript of the gene Pla2g2c, whose product is annotated as phospholipase A2 group IIC. The record is from RefSeq and is a predicted model, not a curated record. The transcript is spliced from 6 exons. Gene Ontology annotation, biological process: positive regulation of fibroblast proliferation; fatty acid biosynthetic process; phospholipid metabolic process. NCBI's taxonomy places the organism in Eukaryota, Metazoa, Chordata, Mammalia, Rodentia, Cricetidae. Gene Ontology annotation, molecular function: calcium ion binding; signaling receptor binding; phospholipid binding. Bases 1150 to 1611 code for a protein of 153 amino acids.